CCCCACAGCCCCCCUGCUCCGCGGUGCCUGAGCUAGACGAUCUCAAAGUUAUCCGGCAUCAUGUAAACGGUCUAUCCGGAUAAGUUUUGUUACGGUUUCGUAGCGAGGCGGUGAUUUUAACACAAUUAGGCUAAAAUCUUAGCGACAAGAUUCGCUAUUCAUAACAGAGCUCACAUCACUCGGCGGCAUAUUAUUUUCUGUUCUUGAUAAGAGCACUCCAAGGAUCCAGCGCAUCAGAAGAAUUCUUAAAAAAAGCAUUUAGAAAGAAAAGUGUGCGUAAAUUUCGGCAAAGGUCUGGACAAAAAACAUGAUGGAAUAUUUUAUCAAUGAUAUUGUGCCAGAAGAAUGGAUUGCGAAUGUGCAAGGAGAGUUUCAUCAAUCUUUGUCUUGAACUGAAGCUAUUCGUUUUGAAAAAUCUGCUGUAUUCGUACUCGUGUAGACAGAAUGUCUAUCUGUAUCGAAAGUUGUACGGCGCCGUGUAAACGCGAUCUAUCCGUAUAACCUUUUAUUCGGAUCAAAAGUUAUCCGGCAUCGUUUAAAAGCAGCCUUAGGUUAUUGUACUUAGCAUCUGAAGGCAAAAUAUAUUGCUGUGAAAAAAGUACACACAAUAUAUUUUUCGAAAAGGGGCACUUUUGCACUUUUCGAAUCAGGGGGGUUGACUCGUAUAAGCGACCGGCGCUUGUAUAUCAUUGGAAACCACUGGAAACGUGGAAACCCCUAUUCUGAACGAAUACGAGGCUGUUUGAUACAACAUGGCCGACGAAAUGGGAGCCAAAAAUUCUACCAAAAGUAAAGGUUUCGAAGGUACUUUAGUACAUGGCACUAUGAAAUACAAGAUCGAGCUACCAAGCUUGGAAUGCACUAUUGCUGAUCUGUCUGAUGUUAUUUAUGAAGUAACCAAAGUGCCUUCUUCAAGACAACGCUUAAUUUAUAAAGGGAAAUCACUAACGAAAACGGAGGAAUCCUUGAGUGAAAGUAACAUAAAGAAUGGGGCAAAGAUAAUGUUGAUAGGUAAAAAGAAUGAUCCAGUUGAAGAAAGAUUGAUUUGCUCGAUAUCCAAAGUAGAAAAUGAUUUUAAAAUUGCAGAAGAAAAGUUCAGAGAGACAGAAAAAUUUUUUUUGUCUUUGAAGCAGGGAUAUCUGAAUGAAAACAUGACACAUCAGUCACUGGAUGACAUUGAAAAGUCACUGAAACGUCAGGACGAAGGUUUUAUGAAAUGCAUUGAAAAACUAGAUUCAAUGGAAAUUGACAUUACACACCAAGAAGCGAAAGCAAAACGACGAACUUUAAUAAAAAUCGUACAGAAAUUACACGAUGAAGUGGACAUUUUUGAAGGCAAGCUAAAAGAAUAUCGAGUCGAUCAUUCCAUUUAGAGAGCACACUGGAUGCAAGCAUUGUUCUUAAGCGUGUUUUUGCUGUUUUGGAUUCCCUUGAAGUCACUAUCAAUACCUCAGUGUGGAUUCAGACCAAAAGAGUGUUUGCACAUUCUUCUGAAUAGUCUCGAGUCAAUCUACUCAAGUUAUGCAUUAGAUUUACUCGAGGAUUAGCUUAUACAAAUAAACAAUAACUGACAAUUUUAGACAAAUACAAAUGACCUCAAGAGGAAAAUAUAGCUCUGAGGUUUGGCAAUUCAGUAUCAACUUGAAGACUGUUUUUGCUUAGAAGAAUCACGAGGCUAAGUACUCACCUUUUAAAAAUACAGUUUUGAGUUUGGAGGCUUAAAAAGUCCUACGUAGUAUCUCUACCCUUCCAAUUUAUUAAAGGUUUAGCUUAAUAUUUUUCUUAUAUUUAAUAUAGGCUUUUCAUAUGCUGUGCAUAAACUAAGUCUAUAGACGUACAUAGAUUUUCUUUCAUCAAAUAUCACACAAUGGAAGCGUUUUUUCCUUAUGGGUAAGCUUCGUGUCAGAAGAAAAAUAAGAAUAUAAUUUUUUACUUUUUACUGUUUUGUUGAAUUUUAUGAUGUGAAUCUUAAUGCAAGUUUGAGUGGUAGAAAUGUUUUGUCUACUUAAAAUAGGCCUAUGGCAUCGUCUCUUCUCUAAAGAAUUAAACUCAAGUAAAGCUAAAAUGAUUAAAAGGAUCCAAAAGUAAUCACAGAAUUAUUGAAAGAAAAAAGUAAAGGCUAAAAUUAGCAUGCCAUUUCCGUAUUUUUGGAUUUUUAUUACGUCAGAAUAGCUUAUGAUGACUUAUAAAAUGAAAAGAAUUUGUAUUCAGUAAAUGUAAAAGCUGUAUCUGGUCUAAGAUAAAAUCUUUAAUACUGUCUUCUAACAAUGUUACUUUCUUUGUACAUUUUAAGUUCAAUUGCCAAAAAUAAGAAUAAUAAAUAUAAUUUCCAAGUCUUAUUCUGUAAAAGUAUUAUUCACGUCCGUUAUUGCAUUCUGUUGUACAGAAUCCUUUCGCGAUAUCAGAUAGAUCAUCACAGAUCAUCUGCCCCUAUAAAUCAAUAUGUUGCUGUUAGAUUUUGAUCUUUAUUUUUUUAAUCGGAGUUUAUGACAAAGGAAAUUAUAGAUAAUUUGUUUAAGUGAGAUACCUUAUACCCCCAUCCCCUUAUUUAAAUUAGCUAUCUCACAGUAUAACACUUCGUCUCGUUGCUUGUUUAUAUUAGGACCAGAGAGUAUGACAAUGUUUUCAUUACGUUAAUGCGACUACAAUUCAAAAGCUGGCGUUUCAUUUUUCAAUAAAGUACGCUCGUCAACAGUUGUAGGGCAGGAUCGGUGGCCAUGAGUCCUUCCAGCCAUUUUUGAUGGGGUGGGAAAGAUUAGAAAGGGUUUUCAAGAUAUAGAAACUUGUAAAGUUCCUCAAUUAACACACAAAUGGAGUCGACUUAAUAAGUACCACUUCGUUUUUAGGUUUCAAAUAACUCUUCUUAGACUUUUAUUAUCUCAACUGUUAAUGCUCAAUAAAGGCUGCAUUAUUUGUUAUUUCAAAGAUAUCUCAAUAGACUCAACUUGGAAAUGCCUGUCCAUGGACUAUACACAUGAAGUCAAAUCAAAAGUAUCUAUUUUCUGAGUCAAACUAAAUGAACAACGUAAAAGCUAGGGGAAAGAGCUUUAUUCCCAUCAGCAUCUAGAAAGAAAACUUGUUAAAGAGGUUAGCCUGUCCUGUUGAAAAUGUCUGUCGCUGCGGGUGUUUGAAUGUGAUAUACAUGACAAAAGUAUCUCUACAUUACUCUCGCGAAAGUAUCCGGACAGUUCAAAGAUGGCUUGUCCUUCCUAGCAAAAGCAAAUUCAGGCUGGCGAUAACGACUCUUUAUUUUAGUGUGAUUAAUUUUUAAGUAACCUUUUGAAAAUGAACCAAGACGUUAAUAUGUUGCAAAGCUUCUGAACUUUUCAUCUGUUAUCUUUUUUUGUUAAAAUAAGAAACCUUCCUUCCAAUCAAUUUCAAUCAAAUAAUUUUAAGAUGGGCCAAUAAAACAUAAUGAUUUUUCACAAACUUGUUCUUGAAACACAAAUUGUUUCAAAUAAAAAGAAAGUUAAGUGUUUUCUUUCAGUUUAGAAAAAGUUUCCCAUGCAUAGGUGUCACCGAUCGAUUAAAGAACAAGGAUAGCAUUUGGUAACAUUUUAGCAGUUCUUAAACGUUCUUGCAAAGUAGAAAUGUCAUUUAGCUCAAGGUCAUGUAACCAAAAAAAUUCGUUUCAGCGGCAAGAAUUGCUGUAGUCGAUUGGUACAAGGAUACAUUUGUAAUUCUUUGAUAUUUUCCUUGCAAAAUUUACCGGCAGCUUUUUAAAAUAUCAAUUUUCUGUUACAUUUUUGCAAUUUUGCGUAAUGACGCAAACCUGUUUAGAUGCAUAUCGGCCAUUGUGAAACGUUCGUCCCUUAGCAUCACGUGACUUCUUGCUCUUUCUAACCACGACAAAUCUUUUACACUCUUUGUCUUUUAAAUUUUGUUGCAUAUACCGAAGAAGCAGUCAUUGUCCAUCAAGUGAUGUUAGCAAUUUAUUGAGAGCUUUUUCCAUUUUUUAUUAAAACAUUAUUUCUAUCAGCUGUGCGUAAGUCUGUUUUUUCGUUUCGGUCGCUACAAGCUUGGCAAAAAACCUUCACGACAUUUACUCACGUACCGACGAAGUAAUUUUUUUUAACGAAUAAAUAAUUUCAAAAGUCAAAGAAACUCCAAAAAAAAUUGAGAAAAAGUCAUGGAAAGGUUUUCAUGAAAAUUGGUUUUGUAAGUUGUAAACACAUAUUUCUAACAACUGAUUCGCAACCAAAUCAGAAACUGUCUGGAUAUUUCAUGAGGAAGGGGCUUUGACGCGAUCAGGACAGUGUAACACCCCCCC
This is a messenger RNA of Rhopilema esculentum, 4270 nucleotides long. The record is from RefSeq and is a predicted model, not a curated record. Lineage: Eukaryota; Metazoa; Cnidaria; Scyphozoa; Rhizostomeae; Rhizostomatidae.